GCAUCAGCUUAUUUCAGUCUCAAACUCCAAGCUCAGUAGAAAUACAAAAAUCAGAGUUCUAUAAUUUCAACAAUGGCGAAGGGAUUUCUUCUUGUUUGUAUGAGCUUCUUCUUCUUGGCACCAAAUGUUUUUAUGAUUUUAGCCAUGGCCAGUGAAAAGGCUACAACAAGCUUACCUGCUCAUAAUCAAAAUGAAGACCAUGGCAGCAUUACCGGAGCAGCAGCACCGGUGCCACUUCCACGAAAAGCGGGAGGCAACCAUCACCGGUCUAGUUCCAAAUCAGCCGGUUUCUCUGGCUCCCCAGCGUCUAAUCCUAUCAUCACAACAAAAAAUAAUAACAACCAGAAAGACCUAAAAAGCUCCAGCGCCGCAUCCAUUUUCCCGGAACAUGGCAAAUCUGAUUCUGUUGCAAUUGCACCAUCUACUGCUACCGGUGAACACCACAGUGUAAUUACUGAUGCGGUUGAAGAAGCACAUCCUCAUGGAGAAACCACUCCUGAUGAAAACCAUGGGAGUGAAGCUGCCGCUGCUCCUCAGCAUGGGACUAUUGAAGGACAUAAUGAAGAAGAGCACCAUGAAGCUGCUGAAUCACCAUUGAGCAGCAGAAAGUUAGCGAAUCAUCGUCAUCAUCAUUAUCAUCCAAGCGAGAAAUCAGUUGCCGGAGGUGGAGUCAUAUUGGGGGGACUGGCGACGACUUUUCUCGUAUCAAUUGCGUGUUACAUUAGAGCAACUAGGAGGAACAAGAAAAACAACAAAAUUAACAAUAUCAGUGACAGAGAAAAAGAUCCUCAGGAAACCACAUCACCUUGAAUCAACACACUAAAUUCGCUGCUUUCGAACCGUUGAUGCUACCCCGUUUCAUAGGGUGCCUUCACAAACCUCUGUGAAACGCCGACGAGAAAAGGCCGGAGAGGACUAAAUAAAUAACAAAUAAAGGACGAGUCGACGGACUAUAUUUUGUUCUUGGAGUAGUUAUUAGCAUCUUUUAAUCGGUACACUUGUAAAG
Messenger RNA from Papaver somniferum (opium poppy), 1006 nucleotides. RefSeq lists its product as uncharacterized. Lineage: Eukaryota; Viridiplantae; Streptophyta; Magnoliopsida; Ranunculales; Papaveraceae. Bases 73 to 810 code for a protein of 245 amino acids. The transcript has a single exon. The record is from RefSeq and is a predicted model, not a curated record.